Molecule: messenger RNA, 2764 nt
Organism: Colossoma macropomum (tambaqui)
Lineage: Eukaryota; Metazoa; Chordata; Actinopteri; Characiformes; Serrasalmidae
Gene: kifc1
Product: kinesin family member C1
Exons: 17
Coding region: 716-2569 (617 amino acids)
Biological process (GO): microtubule-based movement
Molecular function (GO): microtubule binding; microtubule motor activity; ATP binding
Source: RefSeq, a predicted model, not a curated record
UCAUAAAAUAAUUUUUCCAAUGUGAAUCAAUAGACAUAAGUACUACUAAUCGCAAUUUUCAUAAUUAAUAAACGUGUAUAUUGUAUAAUUCGUGAUAUAUUUUUGAGACAUAUAUUUUAAAUGAUGUUCAGGCUAUUCCCAGUUCGUCUCAAAAUUACAAACAUAGUUUCAUAAUACAAAAUAAAUAGUAACAUAAAUUCCCGCAUGUAUUUUACUAUACAAGUUCUGUACUUAUGCAUUACCUUCACCAUUCCUCAGGUGAUUUAAUAACCUGGGAAAGGCCAGGGAAGUCAGUUCUUUAUUACAACCAGCAUUCUUUAUUUAUUCUGUUCUUCAUUACAGGAUGUAAUAAAUAAGCGAUAUAAAUACAAAACUUAAAUGACAAAAAAACAAAUAAAUAAAAACACACAUCCCAAACCGCCUUCUGUUUUAGCCCUUAGAUUCUCAAUACAAUCUACCUGUAACGUUACACCCCGACACCCCCCACCCUCCACCCCUCCGUCCCAACCCCACCUUCGUCAGUGCAGUGGGUGGGACAAAGGCCGAUUAUAUUCUUUUUCACGUCAGUUGGUUUUGAGUUGACCAAUGAAAUAUAAGCGUGAACAGCGGUAAAAAUUUGAAAUCCCAACGGCUUUGGAAGCGCUUAGAUCAGUGUUGUUUCGUGCGUUGUCUGAAGACCCGUGAGUCGAUGAACAAUCGGACCUGGUAACGUUAAAUGAACAAAGAGAAUACAAUGUCCCGUUUACCGGUCAUGUCCGGAAAACGGCCUCACUCCAGUAUUACAGAUGGAGAGCAUCAGCAGCCUACACUGAAAUUACGUAAGGUUGAGACAGAGAUUUCUCAAAAGCUCAGACCUGCUGCCAGUGUGGUGCCCCCCAGACGUCCUGUGCCAGCCAAAGCAGCCACUAAGCCUCUUCGUCCAACUGGAGCGGUGACUCUGGCAGCAGCCCCCUCAAGAGGUGACAUGAAAAAGUCAUCUGCAGCAGUUGCUAAAGUUGUUGGCACAUCAAGAAGACCAGGAUGGGACUUGAAGGGGAAAGUCAGCGACAUGGAGAACAAAAUCCAGAACUACCAGAGCCGAAUUAAGUCUGUUAACCAGGAAAAUGAGAGCCUCAAAGAUUGCAUUGCAAAAGUGCAAAAAAACGAGGCUGAGAUUCAAGUGGAGAACAGAAGAUUAAAGCAACGUCUAAGGGAGCUUGAGGAGGAGCUGGCUAAGCUAGCAACAGUGAAAGAUGACCUGGAGAAAACUUCUGAAGAGAGAGAUGGCCUGCAGAAAGAUCUGAAGAAGCUAUCAGAUGAACUCAACGUUCUGCAGAGGCUCAGACAUGACCUAGAAACAGAGCUCCGCAAUAUGCAGAGCCAACUCUCGGUUCAGACCUCUGCUCUAGGCUGCUGUCAGGACAGCUUGCGGGAGAGUCAGGAGACCGUAAAAAGCUUGGAGCAGAUAGUGGCCCGGCAACAGGAUGACCUCCACUAUGGAGAAAUGGAACGCAGGAAACUGCACAACACCAUCCAGGAGUUGAAGGGUAACAUCAGAGUUUUCUGCAGGGUCCGCCCUCUGCUUCCCAACAGGGAAGUGAGCAUCCCACACAUUCAGCUGCCUGCUCAUGAUAACAAGUCGCUAACACUUGCAAAAAUGGAAGAGUCCCACAUAGGACGCACCACUGACACUCAGAAAAGCUACAAUUUUAGCUUUGACCGGGUGUUUGGGCCACACAGCUCCCAGAGCGAGGUGUUUGAGGAGAUCUCCCUUUUGGUGCAGUCAGCUCUGGAUGGCUACAAUGUCUGUUGCUUUGCAUACGGACAGACGGGCAGUGGCAAGACUUUUACAAUGGAAGGAGGGGACAUGGAGGAACUGCAAGGAGUCAUUCCUCGAGCUGUCCAGCAGAUUUUCAAGUGUGCCAAGGUGCUUGGUGAGCAAGGCUGGCAGUACACUUUUACAGCCAGCUUCGUUGAAAUUUACAACGAAACCCUGCGGGACCUGCUUUACACAGGCAAACCCAACAAGAGGCCAGAGCAUGAGAUUAGGAAGACUUCAAACAAUGAAGUAACAGUCACCAAUCUGACCUACCAAAGAGUCAACACAGAGGAUGAGGUUUGCAACUUGAUCAUCUUGGCAAACCAGAAUAGGUCCACUGCCCGGACAAACAUGAAUGACCAUUCCUCUCGCUCCCAUUCCAUUUUCCGGUUGGACAUUGAGGGAGAAAACGUUGGCCGAGGCACCAAGUGCAAGUCCUCCCUGUGUCUGGUGGACUUGGCUGGCAGUGAGAGGGUCCAGAAGAGCCAGUCUCAAGGAGAGCGAUUUAAGGAGAUGACAGCUAUAAAUUCUUCUCUCACCAAUUUGGGCAUUGUGAUCACUGCUCUGGCCAACAAGGAGAGUUUUGUGCCAUAUCGCAACUCUAAGCUUACCUACCUUCUUCAGGGAUGUCUUGGUGGAAACAGCAAGACUUUGAUGUUUGUAAACAUUUCACCAGAAGAAGACAGCUUCAAUGAAUCACUCAAUUCACUUCGCUUUGCCAGCAAGGUGAAUGACUGUGUUAUCGGGACAGCCACUGCCAAUCGGAAGUAGCCCCUUCAGUUCCUCUUACUGAUGAUCUUUUGCAAACUUUAUUUUGCUUUUUAUUAUUUCCAAUGUUUAUCUUGCAUUUUAAAGAUUGUCUUGAAUUUUAAAGACUUCAUAUUAAGAACAUCCAAUGUUUUAAUCCAUUUAUCACUGCAUUUUGAUCAGUAUUUUUAAAGCGUAUUAAAGUUUAGUGUAGUUGAA